Ustilaginoidea virens is the source of this 879-nucleotide messenger RNA. RefSeq lists its product as uncharacterized. Bases 1 to 879 code for a protein of 292 amino acids. NCBI's taxonomy places the organism in Eukaryota, Fungi, Ascomycota, Sordariomycetes, Hypocreales, Clavicipitaceae. The transcript has 2 exons. Gene Ontology annotation, cellular component: mitochondrial crista junction; MICOS complex. The record is from RefSeq and is a predicted model, not a curated record. Gene Ontology annotation, biological process: cristae formation.
AUGGGUUUCGCCACCGGAUUCACUGGCGGCGUCGCCCUCACCCUCUCGGUCGCGUACCUCUCCGUGCUCGCCCACCAGAGGAACCGCGAGCACCAGGGCCACUCUCUGCGCGCACAGGCCCUGGCCGUCCAGAGCCUCAUCGACCCCGUCCCCCCGCCGCUGCCGCCCUCCCGGUCCCAAGUCGCCGCGGCCAAGCGCGCCGAGGCCGUCGAGGUUGCCAAGGAGCGGUGGAACCACGAGGUCGAAAACGCCGUCCGGUGGGUCCAGCGCACCGACUGGCACGACGUCCGCGAGGGCCUGGAGGACCGCGUCGCCGCCCUCUGGAGCAGGGCCUUUGGGCAGGCGGCGCACGACGGCGCCGCCGAGGCUGUCGGCAGCCAGCUGCGGACGGGGGCCAGCAAGGCCGCAGCGGAGGCGCGUGACGCCGCCGGCAGAAUCGCAUCCGGGAGCAGGCGCACCGUCGAGAGUGCUGCGGCGGAGGCGGAGAAUCUCGAGGCCAAGGUCCAGGACAAGGUGCUGCAGGCCAGGAUGGCCGCGUGGAGGGACGCCCAGCGGGCCGAGAACCAGGCUCUCCGGAAGGCGUCCGAGGCGGAGGAUGCGGUCGGGGCGGCGCUCCACGCCGUCGGCGACAAGGCUGCCGAGGUGGCCGGCAAGGUCGGGUCGGCGGUUGGUCUGUCUGGCGGCCGUGCCGCUCCUGCUGCUGCUGCUGCUGCUGCUGCUGCGGGCCGAGGCGACGUCUCGGCCGCCAACGCGGUCCGGAAGGCCCUGGACCAGCGGUUCGAGAAGAGGGGCGUCGACAAGCGCACGGCGGCGGAGGUGCUGACGCAAAGAUACACGCCGAUGGACAGGCGGGACAACACCGUGCUGAGGGGACUAUAG